CAAAAUACUAUCACGACAAGUAAUUGUCAAAAGCCGUACCUACAAAAUGACGAAACUUUAACCCCAAUAUAAAAAUAAAAAUCAACAUGUAAUUCAAUAUACUUUCACCAUCCACCGCCCUUUAUAACUCUCAGAACAGCCGACUUCACCACAGAAAUGGGUAAACCAAAAUUCGAUCCGCCAACCAACACCUUCCCGUAUAAGAUAGCUAAACGUUUGAACAUACUGAGUGUCCCUAGGAAGUACAUUAUCGAUACCGGCGAAGGAAUGCCGGCUUAUACCCCGAGGGGGAUAAGGAAGUCGGCAUUAAACAGUCAACUCUCUGAUCGAGUGCACGAUGUGUCCUGGCCUUAUUUGCGACGAUUCCUAAUAUUAAAAAAGACCUACAAGCAGAGGUUUAACGAGGAACGCUUGGAGCGUAUAGAUCGAAUGAUUGAGGCAGCGAAUGCGACGUGCUACUCGAAGCUCGCCAACUGUGUAAUCGAUCUUAAGAAACAAGACACUAAGGACGUCAAAAAGAAGAAAGGUUGGACCGAAAGCGAAUGGAAGAAACACAUGGAUUACAUCAGUCAGAUAGCCGGACCGAAACGUGACUUUAGGCCACCUCCAGCUAAAAGAGGUCAAAGUAAACCAUUGGAAGCAUUACUACCAAGGCUCAUGCAGAUAUCGUCGAGACCAAUGUUCAAGAUUUACAAGAGACUUUCACAGGAGACGUGGUACAGAAACCCUGAGAAGGUGGCACCAAAAGCACUGAAGUACGUCAUAUCAGACAGGGUUAAGAAGUUGGCCGUUGCGAGAGUUGUACCGCAGCCGGGAGCUUUCGACUAAAGCACGCACCCUAAGCAACUACAAUAAUAAUCCCAAACUAGCAAAACUACUACAAGAAAAGCUUAGGAGAAAUAUAAUAAAAUUCAACUUUGUUUCCAUUUAAUAAAUUCACCAACAACAUUCAAAUCUGAAUAAAUAAAAAUACCAUUUAACAA
Bombyx mori (domestic silkworm) is the source of this 983-nucleotide messenger RNA. RefSeq lists its product as uncharacterized. The coding region runs from base 157 to 828 and encodes 223 amino acids. The transcript is spliced from 5 exons. Lineage: Eukaryota; Metazoa; Arthropoda; Insecta; Lepidoptera; Bombycidae. The record is from RefSeq and is a predicted model, not a curated record.